AUGACAAAUCUGCAGAAGAAAGUUAUAUUUUGCCUAGCUGGUAUAUUAAGCUUUGCUUGUGCCCUUGGGAUUGCAGCAGCUCUGGGAACCCCAUUGUGGAUCAGAGGAACAAUGCUUUGUAAAACUGGAGCCCUACUGGUAAAUGCUACAGGGGAUGAGCUACAAAAGUUUAUUGGUGAAAUACAGUAUGGUCUUUUCUAUGGACAGAGGGUGAAGCAAUGUGGUCUUGGGGGGAGACCGACAAUGUUUUCAUUUUUUCCGGAUAUGUUAAAUGUUAUCCCAGCAAGUAUGCACGUCAGUGUUGUCAUAUUCUCUGCAGCACUUAUAGUGUUUGCUCUGGUGGGAACUGGAUUCUUCAUGUUCAAUGCCUUUGGGAAUCCAUAUGAAACAUUACAUGGUCCAGUAGGUCUCUAUCUAUGGAGCUUCAUAUCAUGUUCCUGUGGCUGCCUUGUAUUAAUCCUCUUUGCUUCAGAAGUGAAAAUGCACAAUCUUUCGGAGAAAAUUGCUAAUUAUAAAGAAGGAAGUUUUACAUUUAAAACUCAAGAAGAACACUUUACAAACUCCUUUUGGAUUAUUUUGGUUUGCACACUUGUUCACUUUUCAAAUGUUUUCCUUAUUCGGCUCGCUGGAUUUGAAUUUCCUUUCUCAAAAUCUAAAGAACUGGAUACAAGUUUAGGUGCAAUUGAUUUAAUGUACUGAUGAAAACAAUGGUUUAGUAACUCCAAUACCAUUUUUUAAGCAUAUUUUUACAGAUUUCUAUUACAUUUUUUUUAUGAAAUCUAAGUAAAUGUUGCCAUAUUAACAGAUGAUUUAAAAAAUACUUUAUUAAUGCACUUUUUGAAUAUGACAAUUUUUUUGCAGUCUACUUUGUUACAAAGUAGUACUUUUCAAAACAAUGAGUAUUUAGGCUGCUUUCUCACCAAAACAACUGCUACCAUCUUAGUUAAAGGGACAUGAAAUGCAAAAAAAAUAUUUUGUGAUUAAGAUAGAGUAUGCUAUUUUCAACAAAUUUGUAAAUUACUUCUAUUAUCUAAUUUGUUCAGUUCCUUUGGUAUCAUUUGUUGAAAA
This is a messenger RNA of Bombina bombina (fire-bellied toad), 1068 nucleotides long. It is a transcript of the gene CLRN1, whose product is annotated as clarin 1. Gene Ontology annotation, biological process: sensory perception of sound; equilibrioception. The coding region runs from base 1 to 699 and encodes 232 amino acids. The transcript is spliced from 3 exons. The record is from RefSeq and is a predicted model, not a curated record. Lineage: Eukaryota; Metazoa; Chordata; Amphibia; Anura; Bombinatoridae.